AUGGAAAGCAAAGCCGACGAUUCGCUCUCCAACCCUAGUGACGCUCCCGAGAAGGACCAAACCCUUCCUCAAGAUCAAGAACGCGCCGGGGACGCUGAUGGCACCAUCAAGCGCCUCCGCGACGAGAUCCAAGCCCUCUGGGUCCAGAAAGGGGAGCUCGAGCUCCAGCUCGACGACUCACACAAGAAGCUCCACCGCGCCAUGGCGGACAACCGCUCCCUCGCCACCGAAGCCAGACACCUCAAGGAACAUCUCGCCGCCGUCGCAUCUGCCUCCAAGGACUUCGAAACCGAGACCGACCGCCUGAAGCGAGCCCUCAAUGAUCUGGAGGCCGUCGUGGCCUCGAUCGCCGCUGCCAGAGCCGCGAAUGAGGCCGAGAUCUCCGCCCUCAAGGAGCGGCUCCUCUUCCCGGAGGAGCUCGAAGUCCUCUGGGCGCAGAUCCGCGCGCUGGAGAGGAAGGAGAUUGACCUUCGUGUGGAGAUGUGCUCCGUGGUGCUGGGGGAGGCGGCCGUGGAGGAGCAGGUCAAGAUCAUGGAGGCGAGAGAGCGGGAGCUGCAGCAGGUCGUUAAGAGCCUUGAGGAGUCCAACACUCGACUGGAAAUGGAGCUCACCGAAUGGCGGUCCCAGAUCGACGCUGCUGUCGCGGCGGCGAGGAGGCGUCUGAGGGUUUCUCAGGUGUUGGCAGCGGUGGCGUCAGUUGGAGCACUUGCUGCGGUGGCUGUGGUGGUCUAUCUUCACCACGGCCACCGGAGGUAA
Molecule: messenger RNA, 756 nt
Organism: Elaeis guineensis (African oil palm)
Lineage: Eukaryota; Viridiplantae; Streptophyta; Magnoliopsida; Arecales; Arecaceae
Source: RefSeq, a predicted model, not a curated record